UCAAAGAAGUAUUCUAUUUUAUGUUUAAAAUCACCUAGUUAAAUUAGUAAUGGCUUCUUUUGUAACCAACAAAUUACCGGAAUUCUGUUAUAAAGAGGGAAGCGUUAUUGGUUUCCCUCCAAAAAACUCAUCUCUCUCAUCUUCUUCUUUCUCUAUUCUAUUCUUUCUCUUCUAAAUUCUGUUGGUUCAAUUGAGGCUGCAUCAGGGAGAGAUCUGAGCUACGUAUUGAAUUUUGAAUGAGGAGGCGAGUCUAUGUUUCGAAGAUUCAGAUCCCGACCCGUCGGAUCCUGUUUCCUCAAAUUGACGUUAACCGUCCGAUUUAGCUUCCCUCACCCCCCCCCCUCUCUCUCUGAAGUUUCAACUUCUACGAAGCCAAUUUGAGAAGGAAAACUUUCUCGAUCCGUUGGCGUUUCGGAUAUUUAUUUGCAUGCUGCGCCUGCACCUGCUUCUUCAGAUUUGAACUCCAUGGAAGCUUUAACUUCUUUGUAAAUGGAAGGAUAAAAAAACGAACGUCAUUUGAGCAGAUGUAAAAAAGUUUUACAGAUUUGAACUCCGUGGAAGCUUUAACUUCUUUGUAAAUGGAAGGAUAAAAAAACGGACGUCAUUUGAGCAGAUUGAUAGGGUAUUUUGGACAUGGAGGAAACGAUAGUGUAGUACGUAGCAUAAACCUAAGAAGAGAGUCAAGUAUAAUGGAGGAUCCUUCCAAGUAUGCCCAUAGUCCUGCUCAUUUAGCUGUUGCUCGCCGUGACCAUGCCGCGCUUAGGCGUAUUAUCUCGACACUCCCUCGGCUUGCUAAUGCUGGUGAGGUUAAUACUGAAGCUGAAUCUCUUGAGGCUGAGGAACGGGCUGAUGCUAUCUCGGCUGUCAUAGAUCGUCGUGAUGUCCCAGGUAGGGAGACUCCGCUGCAUUUAGCAGUGCGAUUGAGAGAUCCAAUAUCAGUGGAAAUUUUGAUAAUGGCUGGAGCAGAUCGGAAUCUUCGGAAUGAGCAGGGUUGGAGUGCUUUGGAAGAAGCGGUUUGGACAAGGGAAGAGGCUAUUGCCAUGAUCAUUGCUCGACACUCAGAACUGCUUGCCUGGGCAAGAUGGUGUCGCAGACUUCCCAGGUUUAUUGCCUCAUUAGCUCGAAUCCGUGAUUUUUACAUGGAGAUAUCUUUUCAUUUUGAAAGUUCAGUCAUUCCGUUUAUUGCACGCAUUGCACCAUCAGACACUUACUGCAUUUGGAAGCGGGGUUCAAAUUUCCGUGCUGAUACGACACUUGCUGGAUUUGAUGGGUUCCACAUUAAACGAUCACACAAAACAGUUCUCUUUCUAGGGGAAGGCUACACUUCUGAGGAUGAUAACCUUUCUCUUCCUGCAGGCUCUUUGAUUGUUAUUUAUCAUAAGAAAAAAGAAGUUAUAAAUGCCUUGGAGGGGGCUGGUGAGCAAGCAACUGAAUCAGACGUCGCUCAUGAAGUGCGAAAGAUGUCUAAAACUAAUAUGUGUAGGCCUCGUAUUGAUGUUGCUCAGGCUGAGCUUGCUCCUCAACUGAAUUGGAGGCGACAAGAGAGAAGUGAGAUGGUUGGAAACUGGAAGGCUAAAAUUUAUGAUAUGCUUCAUGUGACAUUCAGUAUGAAGUCAAGGGGAGUUCCUGGUGCAAUGACUGAUGAAGAGAGGAUGGCAAAUAGCGGUGAAAAUAAUGAGUAUGAUGAUGUAUUGACAGCUGAGGAAAGGAUGCAGUUGAAUUCGGAGCUUCGUAAGGGAAAUUCAGAUGGCUUUUGUGAUGGUGAUGAUGAUGAUGAGCAUGGAUUUGUUGACUGUCAAGAAAAUGGUUCUUUUGACUGUCAAGAAAAUGGUUCAGCUGGUGCCUAUGAAAGUAUUGAAUCAAAUGGUGUUGCUAAGGAGAAGAAGAGAUGGUUUGGCAGGAAUAAGAAAGGCUCAAAGAACAGUGAUAAUCCUGAUGAUUCAAAGAUUGGAAAGUUCUCAAAAUCGGCUCCAGGAGUUCGCAAUCAGAAACAAGUUGAUAAUCGUAGAUCAUCGUCUGAAUUUGCGAAGGAAGAUACUAUUGAUGGCAAGAAGCGUAAAGAUAAAAGCAGCAAGAAGAAGAAGAAAGGGGGCAAUAGUGAUGAUAAACAUGGAAAUGAGAUUAAGAAGGGUGUGAGACCUGUUUUAUGGCUAACACCAGAUUUCCCUUUAAAGACAGAGGAACUCCUGCCUUUAUUUGACAUAUUAGCCAAGAAAGUCAAGCCUAUAAGGAGAUUAAGGGAGAUUUUGACAACUAAACUGCCACCGGGCACAUUUCCAGUCAAGGUUGCCAUCCCUAUUGUGUCAACUAUUCGAGUCCUUGUGACUUUCACUAGAUUUGAGGAGCUUCAGCCAAUAGAGGAGUUUUCAACACCUCCUUCCAGCCCGGUUCAUUUCCAAGAUGCCAAGUCAAAAGAAUCAGAGGGUUCAACAUCAUGGACUUCAUGGAUGAGAGGGAGUCGUGGUGGCCAGUCAAGAGAUAGUGAUGGUCAUGACGGGGUUGAUCCUUUCCACAUACCAACGAACUAUACCUGGAUAGAUGCUAACGAGAAAAAACGCCGCAUGUUAGCCAAGAAAGCGGAAAAGGCACGCAGGCAGCAACCAGCCAAAGGUGGGGAUGGAGGCCCGCAGCAGGUGAGCGAAGAGGUGGAAGAAUAG
Messenger RNA from Gossypium arboreum, 2657 nucleotides. RefSeq lists its product as uncharacterized. Gene Ontology annotation, molecular function: protein binding. Lineage: Eukaryota; Viridiplantae; Streptophyta; Magnoliopsida; Malvales; Malvaceae. Gene Ontology annotation, cellular component: cytoplasm. The record is from RefSeq and is a predicted model, not a curated record.